CACCCCCUGUCAGGCUCAAAGCGCAAACGCACCAACACUAAUAUACAAGGCGCUGGCAAAAAGACCAGCCAGCCACCAGCAACACCCGAAACUAAAAAGCAAAACACACGGACGUCGAGCAAAAGUCGAGUAGGCGGGACUGCUAGUAGCCACAGCAUGACAUACGGAUUCACACCCUCGAAGCACUCGUCGCAGAGCGCUGGCGCACUGUCCAACACGUCGAGGGAUCUAUCAGAGAUCCAAGAGGAACGGAAAGGACAAGCGGAGGCGGAUGUAGCAGAGCGCCUGCGGGAGGCGAGGGAUACUGUGCACGAUGUGGUGAAACCGGAGAACCCGAUGAACGACAGCCUGUCCGAUGAGCUGGUGAUAUUCACAGCCGAGUUGCUUGAGCGGUACAUACGUGGUGACGCCAUGCCGCAAGAUUUGUGUACCAGGGAAGACAAGGAGUUCCACGAUACGCUGAUGAACCUAGCAGUGUCAUUUAUGGCGUGGCUCUCUGAGUCUAGCCCACCUCCCCGUGAGUCCCUGAUGUACAAGCCAAAAAAUGCGCUGGUUUGGUUCGUUGCUCACUGUGUCAAGCAUAAACUACCCGCGCAUCCUCUUACUGCCUCCCGCUUAGUGCUUCCAGUCGAGAGCCCGGAUCGGAAGGCAGGCGACUCGGAUGACAGAACCAGACCUGACAUGAUGUUCAUUACUCGCCUCAUCGACAGCGAUCUUGAUAAAGUGCCUAAGCGGCCGUCGUAUAGCGAUGCUCUAGCGAUCAUUGAGGCCAAGCGCAGCGAGAGGCACGAGCUGGAAGCGCAGCGGCAGCUAUUCUACCAAACGCGGCAGCUCUACUUUAACCAGCCGAAUCGUCGUUUCGCAUGGGGAUUGACCCUAUGCAACAAGACUGCCUGCGCGUAUCUGUUCACCAAUGACGACGUUUUCCGGACGCCAGAUAUGGAUUUGGGCAGCCCUUCUGGUCGCCACUCGUUUGUCCAGCUGCUGGUCAGGUUCUCGCUGUGUGAAACACACCAGCUCGGGUACGACUCCAAUUUCGUGGAGCUGGGUAGUGGCAAAUGGAAGAUCAUCUGCCAUGACGGUGACGAUCGCAAGGAGUACUACGUCACUGACAUACCGGUGCGAGCUGAGCGACUGUUUGGGCGGCACACUCGCUGCUUCAUUGCAUCACCGACGGACCCUUGGACGAGCGAUUCCAACGAGGAGAAUGUGGAGAGAGUCGCAAUCAAGGACGCGUGGUCACGGGCUACCGAAUCAGAGAAGGACGACGUCCGCGAUGAGGUGGCGAUGAUGCGCAAGUUUGACACGGAGCUCUGCGGCAUGAAGGAGAGCGACGACUUGAUCUACCCAGAAGUCAUGAUAGGUGGUCGUAUUACCUAUGUCAACGGCGAAGGUGCUGUCACCAGCGACAAUACCAAGCAUAUCCUCAAGGCGCCACUGUCUGAGAGCUUCUCCGACAUCUGCUUCCGCGCCCAUAAGGUUAUCGUCAUGACCCCCGUCGGCCGCGACCUGAGUGGCCUCGAGUCAGCUAAUGAGCUCAUUCAGGUCGCUGCCGAUGUGAUGCAGUUUCACUCAGCCUUAGUCAAGCACUGCAAUAUCCUGCAUCGCGACAUAUCUGACAGCAACAUCCUGCUAGUCGAGAAGGAUGGCCGGCAACGCGGGAUGCUGAUCGACUUUGAUUAUGCACUGGAUAUGAGUAUCGAGGGACAGACGGCACACAAGGAUCGCACUGGCACGCUCCCUUUCAUGAGCGUUAACAACCUAUUGGCUUCCGAUGCUCCACGGACGGCGCUCGACGACUGGGAGUCGAUGCUCUAUCUACUUUGCUGGAUCGGAACGUUCUGGGUCAACGACGAGUAUAAGAGAGCCGAUGAAUUCCAGGAUGCGCUGCAGAUUAACAGGUGGAGGACAGGAAGUACUGAGGCAAUUACAGAAGCGAAGCGUGGCCAUCUCCACUCGAAAAAGCUCUUUGCAAGUCAAAUUGCCAAAAAGUUCCACCCAGGUAUCCCUGGAUGCAAGUACCUUCAUACUCUUGUACAGCAGCUCCGUUCCGCGCUCAUUGACAGCGAUAUCAGCAUUCCAAAUAUCUGUGGGGCUAGCACUAUGGAUCCGCCAGAGCCUGAAGAUGGUGAUUUUGAGUCGUAUCUAGAUCAGAAGGAUAUUGACCCGUUUUUCGAGAGGGCCAGGGACAAAGAUAUUGUUGAGAGCAUCUCGGCAUGCCUCUUGAAGAUACUGGGAGAUGCUGCUCGGAAGACUUCGACUAACUAGAUCAUUCUUUCGGGCUUUAUUGUAACUUGCAUCCAAUAUUAUUGCUAGCCUGUGAAUAAGAGGUCAUGUGCUUAAGGUGGUAGCCUUCAGAUAUGGGGUAGGUAUUUAC
Linderina pennispora is the source of this 2377-nucleotide messenger RNA. RefSeq lists its product as uncharacterized. The coding region runs from base 157 to 2268 and encodes 703 amino acids. Gene Ontology annotation, biological process: protein phosphorylation. NCBI's taxonomy places the organism in Eukaryota, Fungi, Kickxellomycota, Kickxellomycetes, Kickxellales, Kickxellaceae. Gene Ontology annotation, molecular function: ATP binding; protein kinase activity. The record is from RefSeq and is a predicted model, not a curated record. The transcript has 2 exons.